Molecule: messenger RNA, 1569 nt
Organism: Gallus gallus (chicken)
Lineage: Eukaryota; Metazoa; Chordata; Aves; Galliformes; Phasianidae
Gene: PAFAH2
Product: platelet activating factor acetylhydrolase 2
Exons: 12
Coding region: 199-1341 (380 amino acids)
Molecular function (GO): 1-alkyl-2-acetylglycerophosphocholine esterase activity
Source: RefSeq, a predicted model, not a curated record
GGCACGCCCACGUGGCCGUGGGGGUUCCCCCGUUGCGGCGGGGGUUCUGAGGGGGGGGUCCCGGGGCCCUCCCCGCGUGUAUCCGUGCCCCUCAUCCACCCCCGCAGCACUCCCAUCAGCGCGUCCCGCGUGGAAGUGGGGCACCUUCGUCCCGCCUACCGGAGGGAUGCGGAGUGGCCGUGGCUCGGCUGCGGUGCCAUGGGGGGGGAACAGUCGCUGGCACUGCCCCCUGAGAAGGGACCUCACCGCGUGGGUUGCGCGGACAUCAUGGUGGGCCACACGCAGCAGGGGCUCUUCUUUCGCCUCUUCUACCCCUGCGUGCCCCGGGACGGGGCCGAGAGGCCGCUCUGGAUCCCGCGCUACGAGUACUGCAGCGGACUGGCUGACUUCAGCGGCCACAGCCGGCGGUGGUGCGCUCCGCUGCUCAGCAUCGCCAUCGGCUCCUGCAGAGUGCCGCUGAGCUGGAAGGCACCUUUCAAACCGUGCAGCAGUGGGUACCCAUUGAUCAUCUUCUCCCAUGGCCUGGGAGCCUUUCGCACUGUGUACUCAUCCAUCUGCAUGCAGAUGGCGUCCUGGGGCUUUGUGGUGGCUGCGCUGGAGCACAGGGACAGUUCUGCUGCCAUGACCUAUUUCUGCACGGCAGAGGCCGUCCGGGAGCAGUGGAUCCCCCACCAGCAGGUGCCGCAGGGACAGAAGGAGUUCUAUUUUCGGAACAAUCAGGUUCAUCACAGAGCGAAUGAGUGUGCACGAGCACUUCAGCUCUUCCGGGACAUCAGCAGGGGUAACUCCAUCCCCAACGUCCUUCCUCAGGGCUUCGACCUCUCUGUGCUGAAGGACAGCAUUGACCUGGCUAAAGCGGCUGUCAUGGGCCAUUCGUUUGGUGGGGUAACAGCUGUGCUGGCCUUGGUGAAGGAACCGGGAUUCAGGUGCGCAGUGGCCCUGGAUGCAUGGAUGUUCCCCCUGGAGAACGUGCUGUACCCUGAGGUGCCCAAGCCUGUGCUCUUCAUCAACACUGAGAAGUUCCAGACCCCUGAAAGUGUGGCCAAAAUGAAGAGGCUGAGCUCCAGGAACAGCCAGACAAAGAUCAUAACCAUCCUGGGAUCUGUGCACCAGAGCCAGACAGACUUUGCCUUCCUCACUGGGAAGCUCAUCAACCGUGUCUUCCAUGCAAGGGGCACCCUUGACCCCUCCAAGUGCCUGGAUAUCACCAGCCAGGCAGCUCUGGCCUUCCUGCAGAGGCACCUUGGUGUGAGAGAGGAGUUUGCUCGAUGGGACCGCCUCCUUGAAGGCAUCGGGGACUCCGUCAUUCCAGAAGCGCCUUUCUUCCUCUCCAACCUGUAGCUUGGGAGCCAGCUGCUGGCAAUUCAGCUGCUCCUUGUCUAAAAUGUUUGGGGUCUGCCUCCAAAGGGCAGGAGGACCCCUGGGAGAGUGAGGCCUGCAGACUGUGCUUGCAAGAUGUGGCUGUGGUGCUCACCGUGCUUCCAGGAAGCCCUCCCUGCUUGAGAGCCUGUGGUGGCUGCUGGAGGCCGCAGAGUGCAGGGAAUAAAACCCCUGGGGUCACAGACCUGA